This is a messenger RNA of Symbiodinium sp. CCMP2456, 315 nucleotides long. NCBI's taxonomy places the organism in Eukaryota, Dinophyceae, Suessiales, Symbiodiniaceae. The record is from the annotation of a GenBank genome assembly.
AUGCUCUCCGGCCUCCCACAAGGGCGUCGGAAGCUCUCCGCGGAUGCGCCUCUCGAACAGCUCUUCGGGGAUGCUGCGCUUUGCCAGGGUGGUGAGAUCCUGGUGAAAGCGCUGCGUGCUCGCCGCCUUAGCAAUCUCAAGGACUUCGUGUCGGUGCCUCCCUGGGAGCUUCGGGAUUGGCUUCUCAUUACCGAGGAGGAGGCUACAGAGCUUUUGUCCCUGGCUUGGGCUGCGACGGCUGCGCCGGCCAUCUCUGCCUGGGACCUGGCUGCUGACAGUGAGGCAGUUGUGCGGCGUGGCUCUGAGUUCUUCUGA